AGUAACAGUAGUGUGGUUAAAGGCCAAACUUGAACCCUGAGGGCGGUCUGUUUGCGCCCAUUCGUUAUGAAUUAGACAUUGUGGAGUUAUUUCCCCUUUCCAUUGAUCUUAAACGAAACUGAAGCUGUCACGCACAUUCCCAGAAUUGUUAUUGUCAUGGGCGGCAGAUAAGUACACAGUCUGGUAAAAAGUGUUUUUGAGAAGAUAAGACAUGUCGGAGCGGAUACGGUUCAAUGAGCAUGAUUUGUAUUACCCUGUGGGGAACACACGGUCACUUGACAUUACCCAUGGUUGUGAGGUUGCUGAGGAAUGUGACAUGCUGUUUCUCGGAUGCGGUGACAUAAGAAAUGUCCUACACACCAUACACGUGCUGCACAGAAAUGGCACCACGAAGUCGGAAGGUCAAAUCAUUAACAUUCAUCUGAAUGACGUUGAAAAUGGUGUCUUGUCACGAGAUUUGAUUUUAUUAUACCUAGUUCGAACCAUCGAUCCCGCAAAUGAUGAGGAUUUGAGGUUCAUGUGGGGAAUCUGGUACGACUGUCUUUUGUCACAGGAUCACUCCCAGAGACUGCAGCAUGUGUUGAAACAACUGUCAACUGUACCGAUAAGCAGUUUUGACGUCUAUUUUGGAAACUUACAAACGGAAAGCUGCACCCGAAAAACACUGAGGUCUUGGAUGAAUGCUGAAAUCACUGGUAGACUGACAAGUGACAAGAGAGAAGCCUUCAUCAGGAACAUGUACCAAGACUAUUUCCCAGAGACAGCGGUACAGAGGAUCGCGUCUAGACUGACACGUUUGUGUGAUCACUUGAUGUCCACGCCGCGGCUGAAAGACAGACUGUAUCAAGAGAUACGGGAAUUUGUCGUGACUGGUGUGUCGAGGGUCAACUCAGCUCCGCUGUCAUCUGAACGUGUCAUUGAGAGGUUCUGUGGCAACACGACAUUCUUCAGGCCUGGUUAUGAGCAGAUGUGGAAAGUUGAAGACAACUGUUGUCCACUGCUGUGCUAUGAUGUGGACCUUCAACUGGACAGAUACGACGGUAAGCUUGUCACCAUGUCUUCUCUGUGUCUGGCAAUACUGAAGCAGUGGGUGGAGAGUUAUCAGGCAGCCAUUAAAGAGGGAUGCAUAAUCAAGGUCCACCUCUGGCAAGGAGAGGCAACUGUACUUUGUGAGACAGGCUUGCCCGAAAAUCUUCAUUUUGACUUCAUAGACACCUCCAACAUAGGUGACUGGCUGGGUCUCAUACCGGUGUUGAUAUACUGCAGGGAUAGACUUAAAAGACCUGACGGCAUCGUUGGUACACAGAUCUUCCACUGGCACCAACGUGCAUCUUCAGUGAUGGAGUUCUUACAGUCUUGCUUUGAUAUUCCUGUGUUGAUGUAUCCAACAGUUUUUGGAUUUCACCUAGCAGAAGAACUAUCUCUUGGGCACGAGAGUCUCCCUGAUUCCGGAUCCUACGUUGGGGUUGGAAUGAUAUAUCUCAUCUGGAAAGUUGGUCGUGAAGAAAGGGAACUCUCCGAGCUCACAAUCCUCCAUGAUGGAACAGAUGCAGUGUCGGAUGCUCUUCACAAGUUGCUCAAGCCAUGUAUAGUUGGUGACUUAGCAGGACGAGUCAUUGCAAAGCCGUCAGCAUUUGACAUGGAGGCAAGAGAACAUGUCAUGACAAGAAUUAAGGGAAUCAGUAAAACAAUGGAAAUGUCAACGGCAGAUGUACAAUCAACAAACACCCAAAUCCCUUCUUCCAAACAACGUACCAUUGUUGAGUACAUGGACCACUACAGGGUGACCAUCACAACUGAUCCCGAGUGCCUCAAAGAAGGAAAGUUCACGGUGGAACAUGCCAGGGGAGAUCCAAAUUUGGUAGUGCUGAUCAACACCCAGCGUGGGAAGCCAAGCUUUAGAAAAAUAUUACGUGUAUCGUGUGGCAUCUCAAUCAACUCCAGCAAGAUCACACUGUCCAGGAAGAGAGGAAAAGUAGACGCUCGUCUUGUCAAGGACGUGAAUACAACAGUUGGUGAAGGCGUGUUACCCUGGAAGAAAGUUGAGCUGGAUUCGGCUUCUGAUCUCCCUGAUUUCCCUCCUUCAAAAUAUGGAGAGUCUAUCAUUGACACGUAUAUCACACAAGUGUGGCCUUUUCAGCCUACUGACACUAUUGAAGCACCGAAUGCUGUUGAGCAGCUCCAGUGGCUCCUGUGGUACCUCUUCAAAAAUAUGCGUGAAUCAUUUGGGGUGCCACAACUUCUCAGACUCGGAGUUUCUAAUCUGGCCAAACCCUCACAAAGAGCCAACAACAGAUUUCACCUGAAAGGCUUAAAGAUGCAAGAAAAUAUGCCAACAUUGUUUCUGGAGUUUUUCGACUUUGACAAAGCUGAAGAACUUGUCAAACAACAGAAAUUAACCAUUUGUGAACUCGCACCUUUCUAUGUACGUUUAGGUGAUUACCAGGAAAUGGACGCUGCCUUCUGUGCCAAUCUGACACAGGGAUACGAUUUGCUGGUGAAGAUCCUGGAAUUGAACUCCCAUCGUAUUACACAACAUCAAUCUGAGAACAAGAGGUGGAUAUUGAGGACCGUCUUGAGAGGAAGAUAUCCUUUUCAGGGAAAACCAGAACCGACCAGACCUGAUAUGUGCCAGCUGAUGUAGCAGAUCCCCUGGAGUUGCUGCCAACCAGAGACAGUCUAACAAUAUCACAAGGACACAUACAGAUUCAUCUCUGGAAAGAGCAUUUCUAAGCUAUAUAUAGCAAUGGCAAAUAUAUCCAAAUACGCUUGUUUCGUCAAGGACAUGACAUUAUGUGAUACUGGUUGUGUAUAAUCAGCGUCAGCAACACUUUGACAUCAAGAAACUCUUGUACAUACUUUACGCAGUUCAAACGGAUCAAUGUCAUGAUCACAACAAUAUUGACAUUGAUGUCCUUAAACAAAUAGGGGGUCAUCACUAACCACAAACCGUAUCCUAAAAGAGGAUGGUUGGUUGCGUUAUGUGACCUUAAUUUUGUUAGCAUGUUUCACCUCGAAUUUUAUGACUUAACUGUAACAUUGUUCUUUUUAGGUGUAAGGUCCAUUAAGCAUCAUCUUUGCUCUCCGAAAUUAAACGAACAUGAUAAUACAUUGACUGCCCUUUGGGCUAUCUUCAGUAAUAUGAUAACAUAUCGGCUUUACAAACAAAUAUGUGAACAUACGUACUACUUUUAAUAUUCAUAACCAAAUGUGAUUUAAACUCACCAGUAUGUUGCUUUAAUAAUUAUAUUAAUUGACGAUAACUAAAUUUUUAAUGAAUCAAAUAUAAUUGAAUUAAAUGAACAAACCAUAAAUAAUGCUAAAUCCUGUCUAAAUAAUACCUGCUAGUAGUACAGUGAGUAGGGUGAUAGGAGGGAGAUUUUUACAAUGCAAUUAUCGUUAUAAGUCAGUAAGCCAAUACUAUUUCAUGUGCUUUACAUACUUUUUAAUGAAAAUGGAACUCCUCCGAUUCCUUAGUCCGUCCUUAAACAAGGAUUUUUAAAUGUUGCCUUUAAGAAAAGUUUCAUUGGACACAAAUCCGUGGAGUAGCCAUCUUAGCUAAUCAAACAUUCAAGGUGAACGAAGCUGUGAUUAGUACUCACUCGGGUGUUUCAACACAGGCAUAGAUGCUAUUAGUUACAGUAAUUGACGAUAAUAACUGGUGUAUAAUUAUAGAGCCAAAAAUCAACCUCAAGAGAAACAUGCUAUAGUACUCAUGCUAACCAGUAAAUGAUAAGUUUCAAGCUCGAGAUAAUUCAGUUUUGCAAAACCUAGAAGGGAGUCAAGGGACGCGACUCUUCACAUGGAAUUAUGGCGUCAGUAGAAGACCCAUGCCAUAUUUGGGCGGAUAUUAUCCUGCAUUUGCACAAACGGUAAACAUAAUGGUAGUGUACGCCAUUCAAACUGCCAAGAUGUGUUGUGUUCUCCCUUGAGUGUACCAUUUCACUUCCAUUUCACUUCCAUCCUCAAACAGAAGACGUUGUCCUGGGCGCCUGUAGACUCGUGUACGUCCAUCAUAGCAGUGAACGUCCAACAUGGACUGAUAUACGACAACAGUCUGUUGUCCGAAGCUCAUGUUGGGAACCUCAAAUGCUGUCCACACCACGCAAGGCGUGACUGACACAUGGACACAUCGCUGGACGUUUGGUCCUCAAGUUGUGCUCCCUCAACGGGCUGCCUACUGUUUUGCCGCAAAUUGACAUCAACCUAGGAAUUGAUAGAGCGACUAACGUGUCAGCUUCUCAGUUAGUAUUACAGAGUUGAUAAAGGAAACAAGAGAGCUCAUUCUAUGUAUUUGGAAACGUUUAUUUUUCAAUGUUGAUAAUAUUAUGAUGUGCAGAAAUGUGAACUAGGAAGGUUAUAUACAUGUGGAUAAUGGAUGUUUAUACAAGGUUAAUCAGUGUAUGAAAUAAGGCCCGUCCGACGGCCCUACACGGGCUAGAGUUCUGACGAACGGUCUACAUUUACAGCUAGCCGAUGGUCCGGUAAUUUGUUUUACAUGUUCCAUACAUCUGAAUAAAUUUACCGUAUCUUGG
Haliotis rubra (blacklip abalone) is the source of this 4535-nucleotide messenger RNA. RefSeq lists its product as uncharacterized. Gene Ontology annotation, biological process: regulation of transcription by RNA polymerase II. Gene Ontology annotation, cellular component: nucleus. The record is from RefSeq and is a predicted model, not a curated record. The transcript has 14 exons. Bases 212 to 2644 code for a protein of 810 amino acids. Gene Ontology annotation, molecular function: DNA-binding transcription factor activity, RNA polymerase II-specific. Lineage: Eukaryota; Metazoa; Mollusca; Gastropoda; Lepetellida; Haliotidae.